AGGUCAGGCAAGCACAUGUUAGGCUGUUAUAGCUGCCAAAAUGGGGAGCUGAUCCCUUCACCCACCCAAUUUUUAAAGCUGGACUUUCGCCCCAGAACUUGGAGACUGAGGGGUCAUUUCAGGAGGCAUGUGCCUUGAAACAUUUGAAGGCCCUGAGGCUGCUUUCAGUUCCUGGACUACGGGAGUGUACCGCCAUGCUGAGAUUUGCAGCAUGCAUCUACAGAGGCCUCCUGGUGCAAUGGAUGAGCUUCACAGUCUGGAUCCAAGAAGGCAAGAAUUACUGGAAGCGAGAUUUACUGGAGUUGCGACUGGGAGCACUGGGAGUACUGGGAGUUGCAGUGUUGGAGCGAAAGCCUCAACAAAUAAUGAAAGUUCUAAUCACAGUUUUGGAAGCUUAGGAUCUUUAAGUGACAAAGAGUCGGAGACACCAGAGAAGAAACAAUCUGAAUCAUCCAGGGGAAGAAAGAGAAAAGCAGAAAGUCAGAAUGAAAGUAGUCAGGGAAAAAGUAUUGGGGGACGUGGCCACAAGAUUAGCGACUAUUUUGAAUACCAGGGUGGAAAUGGCUCAAGUCCAGUAAGAGGCAUACCUCCUGCAAUCCGUUCUCCGCAAAACUCACACUCACAUUCCACUCCUUCCUCAUCUGUUCGACCGAAUAGCCCUUCUCCUACUGCAUUAGCUUUUGGGGACCACCCUGUUAUACAACCAAAGCAGUUAUCCUUUAAGAUCACUCAGACUGAUCUUACAAUGCUGAAAUUGGCAGCAUUGGAAAGUAAUAAAAAUCAGGACCUGGAAAAGAAGGAAGGUCGGAUAGAUGAUUUGCUCAGGGCCAACUGUGAUCUCAGGCGGCAAAUAGAUGAUCAACAAAAAUUACUUGAAAAAUACAAAGAACGAUUAAAUAAGUGCAUAUCAAUGAGCAAGAAACUUCUUAUUGAAAAGAGUACUCAAGAAAAAUUGUCAAGCAGAGAGAAGAGUAUGCAAGACCGGUUACGCCUUGGGCACUUUACAACAGUUAGACAUGGCGCUUCUUUUACUGAACAGUGGACAGAUGGUUUUGCAUUUCAAAAUCUUGUGAAACAACAAGAAUGGGUGAAUCAACAAAGGGAAGAUAUUGAACGGCAAAGGAAACUUCUAGCUAAACGCAAACCUCCCACAGCUAAUAAUUCUCAGGCACCUGCUACCAAUUCUGAACCAAAACAAAGAAAAAACAAGGCAGUCAAUGGAGCAGAAAAUGAUCCCUUUGUUAGGCCAAAUUUACCACAACUGCUCACUCUGGCAGAAUAUCAUGAACAAGAGGAAAUUUUCAAACUUAGACUAGGACAUCUCAAAAAGGAAGAGGCCGAAAUCCAGGCAGAAUUGGAGCGUUUGGAAAGAGUCAGGAAUCUUCACAUACGAGAGCUCAAGAGAAUAAACAAUGAGGAUAAUUCACAGUUCAAAGAUCAUCCAACGUUAAAUGAAAGAUAUUUAUUACUUCAUCUGCUUGGAAGAGGUGGCUUUAGUGAGGUGUAUAAGGCUUUUGACUUGUAUGAGCAAAGAUACGCUGCUGUGAAGAUCCACCAGCUUAAUAAAAGCUGGAGAGACGAAAAAAAAGAAAACUACCACAAACAUGCCUGCAGAGAGUAUCGAAUACACAAGGAACUGGAUCACCCCAGAAUAGUUAAACUCUAUGAUUACUUCUCCUUGGAUACAGAUACGUUUUGUACAGUGCUGGAGUUCUGUGAAGGCAAUGACUUGGACUUCUACCUAAAGCAGCACAAGUUGAUGUCUGAGAAAGAAGCUCGGUCUAUUGUGAUGCAGAUAGUGAAUGCCCUACGAUAUCUCAAUGAGAUCAAACCUCCUAUUAUACAUUAUGAUCUUAAGCCAGGAAAUAUCCUUUUGGUAGAUGGAACGGCAUGUGGAGAAAUCAAAAUCACUGAUUUUGGUCUGUCUAAGAUUAUGGAUGAUGAUAGCUAUGGUGUAGACGGAAUGGAUCUGACUUCCCAAGGGGCAGGCACUUACUGGUAUUUACCUCCUGAAUGCUUUGUAGUUGGAAAAGAGCCACCAAAGAUUUCCAACAAGGUUGAUGUGUGGUCAGUUGGAGUCAUCUUCUUUCAGUGUCUCUAUGGUAGAAAACCAUUUGGUCACAAUCAAUCUCAACAAGAUAUUCUCCAGGAAAACACAAUACUAAAAGCCACAGAAGUCCAGUUCCCUGUAAAACCAGUUGUAAGCAGUGAAGCCAAGGCCUUCAUAAGACGCUGUUUGGCUUACCGAAAAGAAGAUCGAUUUGACGUGCACCAGCUGGCAAAUGACCCUUACCUUCUGCCACACAUGAGAAGAUCCAAUUCUUCAGGAAACCUACACAUGUCUGGGCUGACAGCACCUCCUGCACCUCCUUCUUCAAGCGUGAUCACUUACUGACCCUCCUCCAGGAUUGGCAUGAUCCAGAUGCAUACUUGAAUUUGAGUGCAUUUGAGUGUUUUGGGUCCCCCCCACACACACACACAGGACAUGGAUAGGAAGUGAUUAUGAACUAAAGCUCUCCAUGGGGUCAUGUGUGAGGGGUGGAUCAUGGACAGUUGACUCAGUGCACACUCCUCACUCUGCCCUGGAGCAGCACGGAACAGGAAUACCAUGUUACAACAGAAGAGGAGGGGACACUGUAAAUAACGUUUAUAAUACCUAAAUAUAUUUGAUUGUUACCAGAGAGUUCUAAUAUGAAGGGUAGUUUUUCAUUAUUUAAGAACACAUGGAAAAAUUAUGAGACAUUGUAACACGGGAGCUACAGUGCCUGGUACAGCGUCAGCACUCGGCAGCUGAUCUGCAGAAACCAAAGCAAGAACUGAAUGCCAGCGGCCGUGGUGUUUUAUAAUAGAAUGUGAGUUAGGGUCUUUGGACAGUUAUAGACUUUGUUGUUUGCCUAUUCUGGCUUUUACCAAGUUGUACCUCGAAUCACAUGUCCGUUUCCCCCACCAGUUGUGUUAAAAGGGAGCUGCCGUUUCUGGGCUCUUUACACCUUUAACACAAAGAGCUGCCUAUUUCCAAUCAGUUGAAGUCACUAAAUUAUAGUAUUCCCAGGGCUUUCAGUGUUUUAGAAUUAACAGGCAUUUUUCUUUUGUUUCCAGGCCUUGUUCAUUAAAACAGGAGACAGUGUGUAACCAAAUGCAGGCCAGUUCUAUGCAGGAUAAUGAUAAAUUCCCUUCUGGCUCUAUUGUAAAUUAUUGUACAGAUGUCGUAUUACAAUUACCGAGUUUCAGCAGCUUAUUCUUGUACAAAUGUUUAAAAAUACGGCUUUUCUAAUUGGAUAUUGUAUUUUUUUUAAGUCUUCUCGAAGGCGCUUUAAUUGCUGCUAAAUGAUAUUGCUUUUUUGCUAAAAAAAAAAAAAUUGAAUGACCUCCUUGAAGGCACAAGUUGACUGUACAUCAUAGAGAGAUAUUAAAAGCAGGCAUUCAUUAACAAUCAAGGCAUGUAAAAUGAUCCAUGUUGGGCAUAUUGAGUUCUUCAAAUCAGUUUUUUAGGUUCUAGGGCUGUGGAACACAUAGAUACUAGAUUUAUAAAUUGUUCAUGGUUAUUCUACAUUUCUAGAACGUUCUUUAGCAUCAAGGUGGGAUGAUGGUCCCAUAGAAUGUUUCUUGUGGUUUGUACAGAUUUGUUAAAAUGUGAACAUUUUCUAACUGCCUGUGUGGUAGAAACCAAUAUUUUUCCGGGAUGCUGUAUUUCAUUCUUGUACGGAUUUUUUUUUUCUUUAUUGUCACAGUCAUAAUGCUGAGACUUACAUGUAAGUUGUCCAUGGUGCAGAAAACAGGCUGUCCUGACCAGACACCCCAACAUGUACAGUUAAACUGUGGCUCUUACCUGAUGUUGCAAGCCAUUAUGUUUUUUUGUUUGUGUUUUUUUUUUCCCAUUGUACAUAGACACAUUGUCUGUUUAAGAUGCUGCUGGAAUUAUAGAGAAUGUAGCCAAACAGUAAUAAACAAUGACAGUUAAAAUGUAAAGACUGUGAAAAUUACAUUCAAAGAGAGCUUUCAAGAUCUAGGGUACUAACUUAGAUUCUUUACUUAAAAAGCAAAUGAAUAAAUUCCUAAGCAUACUCCAGACAGAUAUGAAGUAUUUCAAGCUGUUGAAGUUAAACCUAAUAGCUGUCAUCAAGGCUAAUCCUGGGAGUCCCUCUUGCCAUGCCACCAGGAGCGCUGUCAGGGCAGUACCAACUCCUGUUUAGAUUAGGAUAGAACCCCUGACGAACACUGAGGUGGUCACCACAUGCUGACAAUUAGUGCUUGUUGUUGCUGCCUGUAAAUUCAUGAUCUGAAUGAAAAUGGCUAGUUUUGUUGAACAUUUUAGAGUGGUGAGCUUGGCUAAACUGUACAUAUGGGUCACUGCACCAUAUUUGUGAACAAAUGAGAGCAACUGCAAGUGUGAAGUUCUUAGAGGAUGCUGAGACUGGAAGUGUGAGUUUGAGGCUAGUCCAGGACAUAUCUCACAAACAGAGGCUGGAGAGAAAGGUGGGAAAGAAGCCAUAAAAUGAAAUUGCUUCCUUGUUCAGCUGAAUUGAUCAUUUCAGAAUCAAGAGUGUGCCUGUGGAGUGAGAGGGAAGAUGGAUCACCAAGCCUCAAGACGAGAGAAUGCACGAUGGCACACCAACCACAGUGUGCAUUCACACACACACACACACACACACACACACACACACACACACACACACAAUGAAUGUUUAGAAAAAUUCAAAUAAGAUUGUAUCAGAGGUGAAUCAAUUUACCUAUGUCUUCUAUACCAGUAUUUGGGCUACAUGAACCAGUAUCAGUUUUGCAGGGAACUGGUAGCUUAUUGCUUGAUAAUUCCCAUGUUACUCUGGCAGUUUCAGCUCCUUUGUUUUGAGGCAUUGGUUUUCUUGUCUUCUGGAGUCAGCAUUGACUGCAGGUAAAUGUGCACUUUUCACCCUUGGAAGUAGCUGUACAGGUUGGGGUAGUUCAUUGGUAGAGUGCUGUGCUUAACUCAUGUAGGUUCAAUCCCCAGCAUCCCCCCCAAAAAAAAAAA
This is a messenger RNA of Cricetulus griseus (Chinese hamster), 5008 nucleotides long. The record is from RefSeq and is a predicted model, not a curated record. NCBI's taxonomy places the organism in Eukaryota, Metazoa, Chordata, Mammalia, Rodentia, Cricetidae.